Messenger RNA from Xenopus laevis (African clawed frog), 3253 nucleotides. It is a transcript of the gene hk3.S, whose product is annotated as hexokinase 2 S homeolog. The transcript is spliced from 19 exons. NCBI's taxonomy places the organism in Eukaryota, Metazoa, Chordata, Amphibia, Anura, Pipidae. The record is from RefSeq and is a predicted model, not a curated record. Gene Ontology annotation, molecular function: ATP binding; D-glucose binding; hexokinase activity. The coding region runs from base 237 to 2984 and encodes 915 amino acids. Gene Ontology annotation, biological process: glucose 6-phosphate metabolic process; glucose metabolic process; carbohydrate metabolic process. Gene Ontology annotation, cellular component: cytosol; mitochondrion.
UGGGUAGUGACCAAAUCACUCACAGGUCAGUAGGUUGCGCAUCCCAGUGCAGGACUGUGGAUAUAACAGGGGACAGAUACACUUGUACAACUUCCCUCAGUUCUCCCCUGUAACGCACCUGAGCGCCCUCCCUCCGCACCAACAGUGAGACCCGAGAGCUACACGGAGCGGCAGAAAUCGCUGGGACUGCGCGCGCUUGGAAAUCGCUGGGAACAGAGAGAAUAACUGCAGCAGAGAUGAUGAGUCCCAAGGGAGAUCAGACGCACAAUGAUCAACAAACCAGACGUGAUCAGAUUGAAUUGUGCCUGCAACCAUUCCACCUAUCCCAGGCACAGCUCUUAUCUGUGAAAGACUUUAUGUUGGAUGAUAUGGAGAGGGGCCUAAUGAAAGCACCUCAAAAACCAUCAACCCUAAAAAUGUUGCCAACGUAUGUCCGAUCUACACCAGAUGGUACCGAAAGAGGUGACUUCUUGGUGUUAGAUCUUGGAGGGGCCCAGUUCCGAAUCCUCCACGUGGAGCUAAAAGAUUCCGCUAAAGUAGAAAUGGGAAGUCGAGUCUAUGCCAUCCCAGAUGAAGUGAUGCAUGGGACAGGGCAGCAGCUCUUUGAUCAUGUUGCCGAAUGCCUUGGUCGGUUUCUUCAUCAACAAAAACUCCAUCAGAAGGUCUUGCCUCUUGGUUUCACCUUUUCAUUUCCCUGUGUGCAAAGUCAGUUAGACAAGAGUGUGCUGAUUUCAUGGACUAAAGGAUUCCACUGCUCUGAUGUAGAAGGAAAAGAUGUGGUACAUCUCUUGCGAGAAGCCAUACGUCGGCAAGGAGAUUAUGAUGUUGAUGUGAUUGUUAUUGUCAAUGACACUGUUGGGGCAAUGAUGAGUUGUGGAUUCCAAGACCACAGCUGUGAAGUUGGCUUCAUUGUUGGCACCGGUACCAAUCUCUGUUAUAUGGAAGAGAUGGGAAAUGUGGAAUCCGUGGAAGGGGAUGAAGGAAAAAUGUGUAUUAACACGGAAUGGGGUGCUCUUGGAGAUGAUGGAGAGCUGAGCUCAAUUCAGACAGAGAUUGACAAGCAGGUGGACCAGAAUUCACUUGUGCCUGGGAAGCAGUGUUUUGAUAAGCUGGUUAGUGGAAUGUACAUGGGAGAAAUUGUGCGUUUAAUCCUUGUGAAGUUGGCCAACCAGGGCCUACUGUUUGAUGGUACCACAACCCAAGCUCUGCUUACUAAGGGGUGCUUUGAGACCAAGCAUGUGUCAGUCAUUGAGGAUGACCAUUUUGGACUGGCUUCAACUCGGAAAAUCUUGUCUGUUCUUGGCUUAAACCCUAGCGAACAAGACUGUGUGAAUGUGCAGCAUGUGUGUAGUGCCGUGUCCACAAGGUCUGCAAACCUCUGUGCUGCUGGACUGGCUGCUGUGGCCACCCGUCUGCAGCGAAAUAGCCACGACUCAAAGAGCAAAAUCACCAUUGGAGUGGAUGGAUCUGUGUAUAAGCAGCACCCUAAGUUUAGUGAACGUCUCCAUUCUGCACUGCAGCACUUGUCACCGGAAUGUCAAAUAAAAUUUUUGAUAUCCGAAGAUGGAAGCGGAAAGGGCACUGCCAUAGUAACUGCAGUUGCAAGGAGACUUGCUGCUCAACGUCAUCAAAUAGAUGAAAUUUUAGCCCCAUUUCAGUUGUCCCAGGCCAAGCUAGAGGAGGUGCAAAACCGCAUGCGUGCUGAGAUGGAUAUCGGCCUGUGUAAGGAGACCCAUGCCAGUGCUACCGUGAAGAUGCUCCCAACAUACGUGAGAUCCACACCUGAUGGAACAGAACGAGGAGACUUCAUAGCGUUAGAUCUCGGGGGAACCAAUUUCCGGGUGCUGUAUGUCCAUAUCGGUCGUAGAGAAGAUGUAGGGGUGCAAAUUGUGAGCAAGACCUACUCUUUGCCGCAAGAAGUAAUACAGGGAACAGGAGUACAGCUUUUUGACCAUAUUCUAGACUGCAUCUCGGAAUUUCAAAGUGAAAAUAAUCUCCGCGGGAGAAGGCUACCUCUGGGUUUCACCUUUUCCUUUCCUUGUAAACAAACCAAUCUUGACCAGGGUAUCUUGAUUACUUGGACAAAGGGAUUCCGUGCAUCAGGAUGUGUAGGAAAAGAUGUUGUUACUCUUCUUCGAGAGGCUGCAAUAAGGAAAAAGAAUAAUGAUCUAAUUGUGGUUGCCCUGGUGAAUGAUACAGUGGGGACAAUGAUGUCUUGUGGAUACAAUGACCCAGCUUGUGAGAUUGGCCUGAUUGUGGGCACAGGGACCAACGCUUGCUAUAUGGAGGAGUUAAAGAAUGUGGAGCUUUUGGAUGGUGUUGAAGGACAGAUGUGUGUGAAUAUGGAGUGGGGAGCCUUUGGCGACAACAACUGUUUGGAAGAUAUCACCACUUCCUUUGAUCAUGAUGUUGAUACGUUUUCUAUCAAUCCUGGAAAGCAAAGGUAUGAGAAGAUGAUCAGCGGGAUGUAUCUGGGAGAAAUCGUGCGCCAGAUUCUCAUAGUCCUCACAAAGCGGGGCAUCCUGUUUGGAGGCAAAAUCUCAGAGCGUUUACUGACCAGAGAUAUAUUCCCUACCAGAUUUCUCUCCCUUAUUGAGAGUGACACACUGGGACUAGUACAGGUUAGGUCUAUCCUGACAGACCUCGGCCUCCGCAGCACUUGUGAUGACACAAUGCUUGUGAAAGAGGUGUGCACUACUGUAUCGAGGAGAGCGGCUCAGCUCUGUGCUGCUGGUGUUGUCGCUGUGGUGGAAAAGAUGAGAGAGAACAGAGGGCUGGACCAGCUGAAAGUUACUGUGGGAGUGGAUGGAACAUUAUACAAACUGCACCCCCACUUUGCCGGAGUGGUUCAAGAGACUGUGAAGAUAUUGGCCCCACGGUGUGACGUCACAUUUCUUCAGUCAGAUGACGGUUCGGGGAAAGGGGCUGCACUGAUUACAGCUGUGGCUUGUCGGAUCGCUGGCGCAGAGGCACGUGCAGCUUAGGACAAGCUUGGAAUUAUAGCCGGUAAACCCAAGUCUGAAAGAAGCACUGGUUCUCCUUUGAGUGUUACACUGAAAAGAGACUCUCUUGGCCUUAGUCCUACAGGAGAUGUAAGAGUACAGACUGUCUGUGAAUGCCGGCAGCACUGAGUUAUCGACCAGAACCAGAUUUAAGGGUGGUCUGGUUAAAAUGUAUUGUGUAUGUAAUGCUAACAAGAUUCUAUAUUUAUUUCAAGAAAUACAAGUUUUGAAGAAUAAAUCUUUUUCAUGAA